This is a messenger RNA of Vicia villosa (hairy vetch), 683 nucleotides long. RefSeq lists its product as uncharacterized. The record is from RefSeq and is a predicted model, not a curated record. The coding region runs from base 64 to 552 and encodes 162 amino acids. The transcript is spliced from 3 exons. Lineage: Eukaryota; Viridiplantae; Streptophyta; Magnoliopsida; Fabales; Fabaceae.
UUUGAUUCUCUAGGUAUAAUUUUGUUUACAAUUUUUUUCAGGAGUUUUUUUUUUCCUUCAAAUAUGAAUGAGAACAUGAAGCACUUUCAAAAGAAAUUAACAGAAUUGGAACUCGAAGCUGAGCAUCUUCUCUUAGCCCGGCAUCAGCUGGUUGAGAAUGAUAAGUUGAGGAAUGGGAACAGAGAAGCACUUACUGCAUUAAGGAAAAAGGCUCGGACAACAACGAGUAGUGUUCCAUCUCCUUAUGGAUCAAUAAUGAAGGGAGUUUCAAGACCUCUGGUGCAAGAAGUGUGUACUACCUGUGGUAACCAUGACUCUUUCGAGCAGACGUGGACAAUGUUUCCAGGAACUGAUCUGUUUGUCGGAAUUCCAUUUCAUGUUGCUCAUACUAUAUUGGAAACAGAUCAAGCUCAGCUUGACUUUGAGGCAAAGAAACUACAGAGCAUUGUGAAGGAAAAAACACUUAUUAUAUCAGAUACAGGUGCUCUUGCAGACAAGAUUAGUCCCGGAGUGCUUAAAUCGCUUGUAACCUUAAACGACAAACCAAAGUAAGAUGCUUUAUGCCGACUAUGGCAUGUCACAGUGUCUUUUGGAAAUAAUUUCUUCAGGCAUUUAGGUAGUUUAUUCAAGUCUUGAUGUUGAAGACAAGUGAGUGUCAUGGAUUAUCUGUACCUAUCAGCUUU